AUGGAUGACUACGACUAUAUCAUCAUCGGCGCUGGAAUCGGCGGUCUUGUUCUGGCAAACCGUCUAAGCGAGGAUCCCUCCGUCAGUGUCCUGCUCAUUGAAGCUGGCGCCAAUCGGAUGGGAGAUCCGCGUAUUGAUACGCCUGGAUUGAUGGCUACCAUGUAUGGUAACCCGGACUUUGACUGGGAUUACAUGAGUAUUCCGCAGGUCCAUGUGAAAAACCGACAGAUCGGUCAGCCCCGCGGUCGGGUCGUCGGCGGCUCUUCCGCAUUGAACUUUUCCGCUAUUGUGUACCCUGCCGCGUCGAAUUUUGACGCGUGGAAGGCGCUAGGAAAUGACGGUUGGAGUGCCAAGGAUAUGGCCCCCUAUCUUCGAAAGUUCCACUCGUAUGUCGCCCCUAGCGAGGCCACUGCCGAACUACUCGGCACAAGCCGGUACAUGCAACUCGAGAACCAAGGAUCGAAUGGUCCUCUUCCUGUAACUUACCCAGAUAUAUAUGGGCCAUUCCACAAGGCCUGGAAUGAGACAUUUGCGCAAUUGGGCUGGGAAACCGAUGCCGACCCUAUUGAUGGCCACAAACUCGGCGCUUUUACUUCCCCGAUAAGCGUCGAUGUCAAGACGGGUAAAAGAGGGUAUGCAGCGGCAUACUACUCCCCCGAGGUCGCGGCGCGGCCAAACCUACGGCUUCUUGCAGAGACAAUGGUCGAGCGAAUUAUCCUCUCCCAACAGGAGGGAGAUGUCGUUGCCACUGGUGUGCAGGUCAAGACUCAGGACAGUUCAUACGAGAUCAAGGCAAAGAAGGAAGUGAUCGUCUGCGCAGGCAGCCUGAAUUCCCCUCAGGUGCUCGAGCUCUCGGGUAUCGGCGGUGCAGAUCUUCUCCAGACCCACGGCAUCCCGGUGAUCAUCGACAACCCCGCCGUGGGCGAGAAUCUUCAAGAUCACAGUAUCGCGAGCGUCAACUUUGAGAUCGCCGAUGGCCAGAUCUCGGGCGAUAUCAUGCGUGAUCCCAACGUCGUACAGGCAGUCAUGAAGCUCUACGAGGAGACGCGCGGAGGCCCGCUAACCGGCAUACCUCUCAACAUGGCCUAUCUCCCGCUAGUAGAUGGAACCGGCGUCGUGCCGAAAGAAGAACUCGACGCCCUGCUCUCGAAAUACCUCGACAACGACAGCACACCAGCUAGCCUGCAAGCGCAAUAUUCUCAAAUCCGCAGUAUACUCCUCGACCGGAACGAGAACUCCACGCACUACCUCUUCCUCCCUGCCCAGCUCAACGGGAAACCAGACCAAACAACCAUCACCGACGUGCUGGCCAAAGUUCACCCGGAGAACUACAUUUCCAUCAUGGUGCUGCACAACCACCCGUUCUCACGCGGCUCGGUCCACAUUGCCUCCGGCAAGAGUGAAGAUAAGCCCACCUACGACCCAAACCUGCUCUCUCACCCGCUUGAUCUGGAGAUCAUGGCCCGGCAGGUGCAGUACAUGGGGCGCGUUUCCGAGACUGCUCCACUCUCUGGUCUGCUCAAAUCCGGCAAGCGCAUGCCUCAGAGUGCCAUCGAUUUGAGUGAUCUGGACCAUGUGAAGGAUGUCGUUCAGGAUCUCUUGUUCACGUGUUUCCAUCCUGUGGGCUCGUGUGCCAUGCUGCCGAGGGAGCUUGGCGGCGUUGUUGAUUCUGAGCUCAGGGUUUAUGGCACCAAGAACGUGAGGGUUGUUGAUGCCAGUAUUUUCCCGCUUGAGAUCGCUGGAAAUAUCCAGGCUACUGUUUAUGCGGUUGCGGAGCACGCAGCGGAUUUGAUCAAAUCCCAGUAG
This is a messenger RNA of Penicillium roqueforti, 1806 nucleotides long. Its product is annotated as GMC family oxidoreductase. Gene Ontology annotation, molecular function: oxidoreductase activity, acting on CH-OH group of donors; flavin adenine dinucleotide binding. The record is from RefSeq and is a predicted model, not a curated record. NCBI's taxonomy places the organism in Eukaryota, Fungi, Ascomycota, Eurotiomycetes, Eurotiales, Aspergillaceae. The transcript has 2 exons. The coding region runs from base 1 to 1806 and encodes 601 amino acids.